UGUAGAAUGGCUAUCUAACUGAUUAAGGUGCUUGUGUGGGCCUCCAAAUUAUAGCCUCUCAACAGUUUGGCUGUCUGUAACAGGUUAUCUUCAUGGUAUCUAUAGAUGAUGCAGGGAAGUGUUAAUAUCCCCAUCUUAGGGAAAAUUUAGCCAAAGAGAAACUAAGUGGCUUGUUCAGUGUUUCAAGAGGCAGUCUGUGAUGGAGAAGGCAAGAAAAGCGGCAUCCCUGGGUACUUAGAUAGAAGUCUAGCAACUGGACUGUCCUUCAUCACAAAGCUCUCCUGCUAAGUUUUGGAAUUGCAUAUGGCAGAUGACAGCAGAGCUCUUGUUCCCUUGCGUCAAAAGACAAGAAAGAAAAGUCAAGGGAUUUGUAUAAUGAGUCGACGGAGGAUAUCAUGUAAAGAACUGGGACUACCGGAUUGCCAGGGGUGGCUCUACAAGAAAAAGGAGAAAGGAGCUUUUAUUGGCAACAAAUGGAAAAAGUUCUGGUUUGUGCUAAAAGGGUCAUCUUUAUAUUGGUACAGCAGCCAACUGGCAGAGAAAGCGGAAGGAUUCAUCAAUCUGCCAGAUUUCAGUGUGGAACGAGCAACUGAAUGCAAAAAAAAGCAUGCUAUUAAGAUCAACCACCCACAGAUCAAGACAUUUUAUUUUGCAGCGGAGAAUGUGGUGGAAAUGAACAUGUGGCUAAAUAAACUGGGACUGGCUGUGAUUCCUCAGGCAACCAGUGGAAAGAAUGAAGAAGAAUGCUAUAGUGAGAGUGAACAUGAUGAUCCAGAAAUAACAGAAACACCACCUCCACCAUAUACAGCACAGCCACUGCCUCCUCAUUUGGUUCAGCAACAGCCUUCUGUGGCCUCCUCACUGUCUAGUGAAGCAUCCUGUUCUCUUUCCUCCCUGGAAAGCACCGUGAAGUCACAAGAAACCUCUUCUUCCUUGGUGUCUAAAGUGACUUAUCCAGAAAGGCAGUCCUGGCUUGACAUAGUUAACAGCUCUCCUGCCACUGAAGAGGUUGAUCAGCCCUUAACUUUCUCUGUUCAGAAUCACACUGGUGAACAGCCACAGAUGAACUGUAGUGAAUCAGUUGAAAGCCAGCAGAUCAAGUCUGAUACUGGAUCUCACAACACUUUGCUAGGUGAAGGCACAACUUGCUUAACUGUGCCAGAUCUGGUAGGAAUGAAGACACUAGCCAAAGAUUGGGCAAAAUGCUGUGACAAUGAUGAAAUGGAACGACUUUAUAAAUCAUUAGAACAAGCAAGUUUGUCACCUAUUGGAGACCGUCGUCCUUCAACCAAAAAAGAACUUAGAAAGUCCUUUAUCAAAAGAAGCAAAAACCCCUGCAUUAAUGAGAAACUUCACAAAAUCCGGGUGCUGAAUAGCACAUUAAAGUGUAAAGAACAUGACUUGGCCAUGAUUAACCAGCUGCUGGAAGAUCCCAAGUUGACAGCAGAGAAAUACAGAAAGUGGAGGAGCACAAACAAUAUGUUGGUCCAAGAUAUCUAUCAGCAGCAGGAUGUCCUGUAUUUGCCAGAGGAGAAUAGGAAAGAGGAAGAGAUGAACCCACCACCUUUCAUUGGGAACUCUCUCUGAGCAAUUGCAUGUGCAGCACAUGACAAAAUUUCUCCCCAUCUCUCUUCAUUUAGUGAGACUUUAAAUUUGCUAUACUUUCAGGUUUUGUUUUUUCAAGUGCUUAUGUCAUUCUUUGGAAAACAAAACAACUCAUUCUUCAAAGCAUUCCCAGGUAUUAAACAAAACAAAACAAACCCAAACCAAACCCUACUGGGGUGCACACCUGAGAAGCAUGCUGCAUGAAGCAGAGAAGAAAUGGAGUUACAUUUCAGAAUGGCUAACUUUUCAGAAGACUCAAACUGAGCCUGGAAUAGCUGAAAGUCACAGAAAAAUGUACAUAUUGUAGAUAUUAAAUACUUGGGGUGAUUGUACCCACCUAAUCUAUUGAUGAAAGAAUUUUAUUAAGUUAUAAUAAUCUGAACAGUACUGUAUAUACUCCUCUGUUACUACAUCUUGGCUCUUCAAGAUGAUAACUACAAAUAAGUCGUACUUUCACUUCUACCUACACUCAUUUUGAAUGCAUUUCAAUUUUAAACAGAGAUUUCUAGGGCAAUGAUUACAGACAGAUCUCUAUUUCAGACCAUCUUCAGGCACGAGUUCACGUUCUGCUUGACACCAUAAAUAUUUUGUGUGGGCAGACAAGGCCAAGAAUCGUUUCCUGUGCUAUCUGGAAAGGUUCUUUUAAUGUGUUUCAGUGGCAAAUAAACUGCUCAGCAGUGUAGAAACCCUGUGUUGUCUUAAGUUUUAACUUUUUAAUGGUGUAUAGACUUGGUGAGGGUUAUAUGCUGUUUUAUGUUUUAGGCAGUAGUGAAUAUGUAAGGUACAAGUUUAUUUCAAAUGUGUAGUCAAAAAAACCCAACAAAGAAUCCAGAUCCCAAAGCAGAUGAUUAAACAUCAUUAUUUGAUGCAGCAUGAAAAAUAUAAACCAUAAUGGAAUAUAUUUUUGUAAAUGUGUAUCACCUUAUGGCUUAUAUGAACAUGGACAUAUAUUGUAUAUAUGAUUGUAUUUAUGUAUUUAUAUGUUCUGGAUUUCUCUGUCUAGAUAGGACCACAUUUUAUAGAUAAGAUUGCUUAUCUGUUGAUUUCAAGUGAAAUAUUUGCACAGAUUUCAAGGCCAAAUAUUCUUCUUCUAUAUAUGGAGCACAUAAUAACUCCAAAGAGAGAGUUAUAUCGGAAGCUCCGUUGUUAGCAUUAAUUUGACCUUGCUUCUGUCUUUUGAACUGGGUAUGAGAUUUAUCUAAAAAUGUUGCUGUAUAAUCUCUAUUAGGAAAUAUUUUUUCUAGAAAAUAUCAUAACUUCAGGUUGCAUACUUACAUGAUAUUAUAUCAACAAAAAGCACUUUAAAAUUUUUGCUCCAAUGUCAUAAUUUUUUACCUUACUGUGCCCAGCACAGGUAUACUUUUGAAUCACAACUUGGCAAUGUGUAAUAUAUUUUGAUCUGCAUGUUUGUAUAAGUUACUUUACAGAGCUACUGAAUUUUAAGAAUAACAAAUCAUGAUCUUUGUUAAAUGAAUUUCCAACCCAAGAACUGGUGUACAGUACAGUACUUAUGUGCAUUCCAGUUAGCCAGUGUGUAAAGCUAUUCUUAUGAAUACUUGCAUACAUAUUACUGGUUGAAAUGGAAUACAGUGUAAGCACCAAAAAAAGAAACAGAUAGAUUUUAACUUAUUUUUAACCACCAUAUGCUUUAGCAGAAUUUUGAUUAUGAAAACAAUUGUAUAUACUAAAUUCCUGGAAACACACGGGAUCUAAUCCAUCACUAGUCUGAAUCAAAGAUUAAGUGUUUCAUUACUUACCAAUUAGUGCUCGUAAAUCAAAGCAGAAUCAGAACUUUAUGGGGGAGCUUCAGGAGUAGGGUGUUCAAACCAAACUGUAGGGGAUGAAUGGGGAGUGUGUGUGUGUGUGUGUGUGUGUGUGUGUGUGUGUGUGUGUGAGAGAGAGAGAGAGAGAGAGAGAAAGACUUUUGAUUUUAAAAAAAUCUUUAUUAUGCAGGUAUUAAAACUAAUGGUGAAAGUGCAAAGGUAUGUGGCCCUCUCAGGGGCUAAUCAUGAAAAGGUCAUUAGCAACAGGGAGAGAUCACCAAAGAUGAAUAUACCUCCUCUGCUCGUGCUUGUAGGGAGGCAGUUAGACGGGCCAAAGCUACCAUAGAGCUGAGGAUGGCAGCCCAAGUAAAAGACAACAAGAAAUUGUUUUUUAGAUAUAUAGGGAGUAAAAGGAAGGCCCAGGGAGGAAUAGGACCCCUGCUAAAUGGGCAGAAGCAAUUGGUGACAGACAGGGGGGACAAGGCUGAACUCCUCAAUGAGUUCUUUGCCUCAGUGUUCCUAAGUGAGGGGCACGACAAGUCUCUCACUGGGGUUGUAGAGAGGCAGCAGCAAGGUGCCAGACUUCCAUGCGUAGACCCUGAAAUGGUGCAGAGUCAUUUGGAAGAACUGGAUGCCUUUAAGUCGGCAGGCCCGGAUGAGCUCCAUCCGAGGGUGCUGAAGGCACUGGCCAACAUCAUUGCAGAGCCACUGGCGGGAAUAUUUGAAAGCUCGUGGCGCACGGGCCAAGUCCCAGAGGACUGGAAAAGGGCCAACGUGGUCCCCAUUUUCAAAAAGGGGAGGAAGGAGGACCCAGGCAACUAUAGAUCUGUCAGUCUCACCUCCAUCCCUGGCAAAGUCUUUGAAAAAAUUAUCAAGGCUCACAUUUGUGAGAGCCCAGCAGGACAAAUUAUGCUGAGGGGAAACCAGCACGGGUUCGUGGCAGGCAGAUCGUGCCUGACCAAUCUAGUUUCUUUUUAUGACCAGGUUAUGAAAUGCCUGGACACAGGAGGAGGGGUGGAUGUCGUAUACUUAGACUUCAGGAAGGCCUUCGAUACGGUAUCCCACUCCAUACUGGUGAACAAGUUAAGAGGCUGUGACUUGGAUGACUACACAGUCCGGUGGGUGGCGAAUUGGCUGGAGGGUCGCACCCAGAGAGUCGUGGUGGAUGGGUCGGUUUCGACCUGGAAGGGUGUGGGCAGUGGGGUCCCUCAGGGCUCGGUCCUUGGACUGAUACUCUUUAAUGUCUUCAUCAGUGACUUGGACGAGGGAGUGAAAUGUACUCUGUCCAAGUUUGCAGAUGACACAAAGCUAUGGGGAGAUGUGGACACGCCAGAGGGCAGGGAACAGCUGCAAGCAGACCUGGACAGGUUGGACAAGUGGGCAGAAAACAACAGAAUGCAGUUCAACAAGGAGAAAUGCAAAGUGCUGCACCUAGGGAGGAAGAAUGUCCAGCACACCUACAGCCUAGGGUGCUGGGUAGCACGGAAGUGGAAAGGGAUCUUGGAGUCCUAGUGGACUCCAAGAUGAACAUGAGUCGUCAGUGUGACGAAGCCAUCAAAAAAGCCAAUGGCACUUUAUCAUGCAUCAGCAGAUGCAUGACGAAUAGGUCCAAGGAGGUAAUACUUCCCCUCUAUCGGGCACUGGUCAGACCGCAGUUGGAGUACUGCGUGCAAUUUUGGGUGCCGCAAUUCAAGAGGGAUGCGGAUAACCUGGAGAGGGUCCAGAGAAGGGCCACUCGUAUGGUUAAGGGCCUGCAGACCAAGCCCUACGAGGAGAGACUAGAGAAACUGGAUCUUUUCAGCCUCUGCAAGAGAAGGUUGAGAGGCGACCUCGUGGCUGCCUAUAAGUUCAUCACAGGGGCACAGAAGGGAAUAGGUGAGUAUUUAUUCACCAAGGCGCCCCCGGGGGUUACGAGAAAUAAUGGCCACAAGCUAGCAGAGAGCAGAUUUAGACUGGACAUUAGGAAGAACUUCUUCACAGUUCGAGUGGCCAAGGUCUGGAACGGGCUCCCAAGGGAGGUGGUGCUCUCCCCUACCCUGGGGGUCUUCAAGAGGAAGUUAGAUGAGCAUCUAGCUGGGGUCAUCUAGACCCAGCACUCUUUCCUGCUUAUGCAGGGGGUCGGACUCGAUGAUCUAUUGGGGUCCCUUCCGGCCCUAACAUCUAUGAAUCUAUGAACAAAAAAACCCAUGUGACCAGAAAUUGAUACCCCUCCUCCAUGCCCCUCAUGGGGUUACACAUGUAGGACUAGCUGUCUGUCUUUCACUUUGCAGAGGUAAUAACCCAGCACAACACAAAUUGGUCUACAUUUUCUUGCAAGGUGAAGUUUCCAAAUUCAAAUCUGAUACAUGCUUGGACCUGGAAGCAGAAGAGUUGGAGUGCAUCAUUGGAGCCAGCUCCUCCAAGCCAGUUUCUGUGGCUUUUCAGAGUUGCUGUCUUGGCCUGGCCCAGCAUGAAAUUGGCCAAGCAGAUCUCACACCCCUUGGCUCUUGGUAGUGGAUAGAGGAGAUGUACACAGUCUUGUAAAAGUCCAAGUCCAGAGUGCCAAAGAGGGUGCUGAGGGAAGUGAAGAAUGACUGUAGCUGGGGGGCAGUCCAGGAAGGCGUAGAAGAAAGUCUCCUCCACCUCCUUUUCACAGAAUGGGCAGGCCAUUGAUGACACUGGGUCUAAGUGGAAGACAAAAGUGCCCAUGGCCAGGGCUCCAUGCAGCAGCUACCACUGGAGGUGUCCAGUUACCUUGGUGACGGGUAGGUUGUACAGGGUGCAACAGGCUGGGUGGGCUUGCUUUUGUGUUACUGCUGUUAGGUGCUGCCUCCAAGUCAUGUCAGAGUAGGUGGCAAGGACACAGGCAUGAUGCAGUUUGUCUACAUGUACAGUACUUUCUCAGACAGGAUCUUAAGGUAAAUUCCACUACUAUUCUUGUUAGAUACAGGGAGGGACAGCAGGCUGCUGGGCCCAUCAUUCUCACUACAGUCCACAGCGGGAGAAACAGGUCUGUCAUUGGGGAGGGCUUGUUGUGUGCAGAGGUGGUCUUCUAGGGCAAUAAGUGUAUUUGUGGGGAGGGCAUCUUUCAUUCCAGCUUAGAUGUGCAAAGCCAAAUGGACAGAAUGAAAGCCCAGCCAGUCAGCUAGAGUUUUGGCCAAGAGCCAGAAAGGCUGAGCUGACUGCAAGAGGCAGGUAUGCUUGAUGAUGUGCAACUGGAUGAAGGAAGCAAUGGGGCUUCAGGAGUUGAGGCUUGGUGCCCCCCAUUACAAGGCCAAGUUAUGGACCAGGGGCUCUUAUAGCAACUUUGGAAAUUGCAGGAACCUACCCUGCAGUUUCAGUCAGAGAUAGCCUUGCCUGGGCCAGAUGGGCCUAUGGUAUAAGCGUGAGCAUGGCAGGGUGCUCUAGCCAAGGUGAUCAGGAUCCAAAAGGAACAGUUCCUGAUCAAGGUUGAGGUCCUUCACCCAAUGCAGGAAAGCAAAGGCCAGCUGUUGCCAGGGGAGGCAUUUCCAAGCAAAGAGCAUGUGCUGAAGGGCUUGUUGGCAGAAGGCAGCCACCCUGAUCACCUGGUUGAUGAGACCCUGGCUUCUCUUGCUGGUGGGUAGGUAGGACAGUUCACUGGAGCCAGUGGUGCCCAUUACAGAAGUAGUCCAGGAGGACCUUGUAAAUGCUUUCAAGAAGGGUCAUUGGCGGAUCCAGGAUGGUGAACGUGUGCCGCAGUGUAGCAGCUUCCAGGUUGUUGAUGAUCAAGAUUGGCCAUGGUAGGAGAGAUUGGGCAGAUGCCAGGGCCACCACUGGUAGUUGUGCCUCAGCCUUCUCAUGAAGGCUUUCCCAGUGCUUGGCUAGAUAGUCGGGAGGGCCUUGGAAAAUGUCCAGAGCUUUGAAAGCCAUUGUGGCAUCAGAUAGGGCCUCCAGGCAGGUCUGGGAGCUGAGUGUUGGCUCAGGUGCUUGGCAGAAAUGUGUCACUUUUGGCCCAGUUGAUACAGGCUGAAGAGGCACAGUUGUAGGUCCAAUGACACUCAGGGAGUGGACAUCAUCCUCACUUUUCUCAAAAACAGUCACAUUGACAUAUGCUGUCACCUUAACUGAGGGGCCAGGGGGAGGAGGGAAGAUUAAACAGAGAGAGACAGAGAGAAAUUAGGCAGGGGGUAAGCUCUGAGAUCAGUACAUCAGUACUUUGGGUAGUGUGGUCAUCUGCCAAAGUUUAGUAGGGGCAUAGCUCUGUUUUUCACUAUGUAAGUUCCAUUAAAGCAAGGCUUCUAUAAUGCACACAUUAGUGCAGAGAGUGGAAAUGAGACACAGGAUGAGGAAGGUUAUGGUCAGGUUGGGAUCAGAAACCAGGGAGCAAGGCUGGACUUGGGAUGCUAUCACUGCCUCAGGUUUGAAAGCAGGGAGUAGGAUUGACUGCAAAGUUAAAGUUAGUAUUGGGCUAUGGAGAUGGCAAACUGAGAUUAGCUUGGGGUUGGAACUGCAUGGCAAUGAUUAAUAGGGGAAGAAAAGAGAGAGAAAGAAAAAGAAUGAGGACCAGAGUUUGUUUUACUUAUUUGGUGUCUGUGUGAUCCCAUUCCCUUCUUGAGUCCUGGAAAAAUGAUGAGUAUGCCUGCUUUUGCACUGCAUCUUCAGCUUAGCCUUAGUACUACAUCAGAAAAAACAGUGUGGGGGGGAGGUAGCCUCAACCACCUCUUGCAUUAAUGUUUUACAUGACUUGAGUAGGAUGGAAUAGAAUCAUGCUCAGGCAUCCAACAUGGGGAGUAGGAUCUGGGUCUGAGCCUCCAGGGGUCUGGCUAAAAAAAAUUCAGUGUUUCAGGAAAACCUCACACAUGGCAAAGAAAGUUUACCCAGUGCCAAGUAGAAGUCCUAGAUUUACGUUAUACAAAUAAACUCAUAGUUUAGCCCAGUGAGCACAUGCUUUUACUAAUAGUGUGUAUGUGUGCAUACACAAUAGCCUGUGUUGUGUAUUUUAUACAUUGGUUUUGGUUUAUAAAGCACUGCAUAAAUGCUCAUGGAUUGACAAAGCCAAUGCAAUUGUUUGUGAAUAAACUAUAUUGCGCUGCUGCCCUGUG
Messenger RNA from Alligator mississippiensis (American alligator), 8410 nucleotides. It is a transcript of the gene IPCEF1, whose product is annotated as interaction protein for cytohesin exchange factors 1. The record is from RefSeq and is a predicted model, not a curated record. The coding region runs from base 304 to 1587 and encodes 427 amino acids. The transcript has 11 exons. Lineage: Eukaryota; Metazoa; Chordata; Crocodylia; Alligatoridae.